This is a messenger RNA of Oncorhynchus nerka (sockeye salmon), 3051 nucleotides long. Its product is annotated as zinc finger protein 665-like. Lineage: Eukaryota; Metazoa; Chordata; Actinopteri; Salmoniformes; Salmonidae. The coding region runs from base 1082 to 1891 and encodes 269 amino acids. Gene Ontology annotation, molecular function: DNA-binding transcription factor activity, RNA polymerase II-specific; RNA polymerase II transcription regulatory region sequence-specific DNA binding. The record is from RefSeq and is a predicted model, not a curated record. The transcript is spliced from 6 exons. Gene Ontology annotation, cellular component: nucleus. Gene Ontology annotation, biological process: urogenital system development; embryo development; regulation of transcription by RNA polymerase II.
CAGUUCAAACUGAGCAUGAAAAGCUUCCCAAUCCGCCUUACCGGAAUACUUCGGGGUCUUAACAGAUACGGACGCAGCCGGGAACUGGGCGCCGCCAUGUUUGUUUACAUCCUGAGCCCCAGAUUCCUCGUCACGCCGCGCCGACGUCGCCACUUCGGUCCGCCCACCAGAACGCGCGAAAUACACUCGACGAAGCACUCAUGCCCGCUUCAGCCACCAUCACUCUAAGGUCCUCCCUCAAGCGGCCUCUGCGCUCCGAUGCCCUGGCGAUCUCCUCAGACAGAACCCCGACGUCCAUUCACACGCACCUCCUUGGCCAUAAUCGUCCCCUACCUCCACCUUCACUUUCGGAUUCCCUCGAAGCAUUUUCAAUCCCCGUUCUCACCUACGGUAGCUAGCCACAUAAGUCAGCUAGCUAGCUGGCUAACUUGUAUCAACGUUUUUACUUCUGACACCAAUGUAAUGACCUGACUAGAUCAUAAAUGAACAAUUGUCCAGACAGAGGCUUGAGUUUGCGAAUUGACGGUUUAUUGAACCAACUUUACACAGGCUACUGUUUGGGCCGUAGCACACGCCAAAUAGAUGACAGAUAACCCACAAGCCAAUCGUGACCUUCUCUUGUGAAGCCCAGACGUAAGAGAGAGAGAACAAAGGCUGAACCUGGUCUUAACUUUCAAUGCCCAACCCCCCUCCACGCCAACCACCAGGAUGCCCGGCAUCAGAACAUUCCAGGCAUUCCCGUGAUUGGCAGAUAGCAGGUUGAUUGACAUGUCGGACCCCGCGAACACCGGGUACUGGUCAGUACAACACAACCACCUCCUAGCCUAGCACAUAACACACAGCUGUCUGUUCGGGUCGCUACAAUAUCAUAGAAGACUAAGACGAACGGAAGUGAACAGUGACCAAGAUUCACGUUAAGAGUUUUUAUUGUUAAUAUUUAGAUGUGUAUUACCACCCUGGAAGGCAAUAUGACUUGACUGCACAGCAGCACAUAAUUAACCCAAGUAGUGUUUAAUUCGCGUUGGAGACAGGACUUGGUUGAUAUGUUAUCUAGGUAACGCUAGUUGUCGAGCUGCUAAUAAUGGCUGGUAACUCUAACUGUAUGGUUUUUCACACUCAAAUAGCCUCCAUCAUGGAGGUUCUAGCGAAUGCAGCCGUAGCAGAGAUCUGUAAACUCGUAGACGACGACUAUGCAGUGUUUCGUUCGGAAAUAACUCAAAGCCAGAAAGAAAACAGGACAUUGCGGAAGAAACUACUGGAACUGAAGGUGGCACGGGAACUCGCAGAAAAGACAACACGAGAGCGCGUCCUCGCCAGUCGUCCCAGUAGUGUCAAGAUAGUCGACCGAUACAGAGGAAUGGCAAGAGGUGAAGGACAUUACACUGGAGGCCACAGAAGCUUUGUGAAGCCAGCUGGACACAAUACAUGGAGAGAUGACCAACCAAUCACUGUUGAUGAGGGGAGUGGAACCUCAACCCAGCACGUUAUCAUAAUAGAGUCUGCAGAGGCUGCUGGCCCUGAGGUUAAGCAGGAGAGGUCUGAAGGAGAGGAGGAUCCACGGCACAGCAGAGACAUCCAGACUGGAGUAGCUGGAGUCACAGAAGACCCCACCACUGCCACAGCACCGCCCAGGACCCGAUGCAGCAUCACGGAGAAGAAGGGUCUAGAGGUGCUGUUGGUGAAGGAGGAGGGGUGUGAGGAGGGUCUGGGGAACCCUGAGUGGAACAUGGUCAUGGAGGACAACCAGACGACAUCUCCUGAAACCACAGAGGAACCAGCUGAGCAGCACAAGACCACACACAGUCUCACUGAGUCAGUAGACAUGGAGGAUCGGAAGCCUGAUCUGCUGCUGGUCAAAGAGGAGAAAAGAGGAUGGACCAGAGAGCAUUGACCUGCUGAAUGGACUAAAGAUGGGGGAGCAAGGUAAUUGACUCCAUUGGGCCCGUGGGACGACAUCACUGAGCAAGCCAGGAACAAAGGCAACAUAGAGGUCAGUGGAUGGGACAGCAUCCUCAACUGUUAACCACAACUAGAAACAGACAGUCGAAAACAAAACGACAACCGAACUUAGUCUCCAUGACAACAGGGUGUGGUCUGUGGGGACAGUAUACGGCGGGAGAGAAAAGAUUUGGCUAGAGAUGUUCCGUCCUGCUCCUAUAAUUGUGAUUCAGAGAGACUGAUGCCGCCUCAGGCUAACCCCCUAACAGGUGCUGCCUUCAACCUGCCUUCUAUAGGAUCUAUCAACUGGAACAUGGACCCUGUGACAACACACUCUCCUGUCCUUCGUCCUCCUCACACUCUCCUAAUGUUAAACCUGUCCUCAGACGAUGCCUGAAGACUAAAUGGCUACACAAGCCCAUGACAAAUGACAGUAGUAGAGAUGUAAACAGUAAAGUUGGCAGCGCCAAAGAGAAGCGCUUCCUGUGUUCGUUCUGUAGGAAAACCUUUCAGUUUCUCCAAACAGGCUGAGAUCCACCAGAGGGUCCACACAGGGGAGAAACCGUACAGCUGCCCCCAGUGUGAGAAGAGGUUCUCCCACCAGCACCAGCUGAAGAUGCACCUGAAGGUCCAUAAGGGAGAAAGGCUGUUUGCCUGUAUGCACAGCAUGUAAUAUAGUACUAAUUUGUUUGUAGUUAAUUAUGUUGGUUUUGGAUGUAUAGGGAACUAGAUGAGGUGAACUGAGGAAAUAAUGAGUAUGAUGAGGCAGAGUAGAUAUGGUGAUGGUUGGUGUGAUUGUGUCUGUAAAAAUGCUUCACUGAUGAAGUGACAAACUUUGUCCCUUUAGAGACUGGUGUUUAUAGUGAGAUAAUGAUAGUGCCUUAAUUAAUGUUUACUUGACAUGAAGUAGUGAAGCUGUGUGUUAUGUAAUGUUGAACCUUUUUAAAGUAUUCUCAAAUGUAUUUUAUCAAAGCGAGAGUACCACAUUUACACAAAAGGAAAAGUGUUACCAUAGUGAGAAGUUAUUCUUCUUGUCACUUAUCGUUUUCUGCAAUAAAUGUGAUUUGUAAUGCCGUUUUGUUGAAAUUAAAUACUAAAUUGUCUGUUCUGACA